CUCACCGACCAUGGCCACAGCUGCCUCGAAUCCCUACAGCAUUCUCAGUUCCAGCUCUCUGGUCCAUGCAGACUCUGCGGGCAUGCAGCAGGGGAGUCCUUUCCGAAAUCCUCAGAAACUUCUCCAAAGUGAUUACUUGCAGGGAGUUCCUAGCAAUGGGCAUCCCCUCGGGCACCAUUGGGUGACCAGUCUGAGCGAUGGAGGCCCGUGGUCCUCCACACUGGCCACCAGCACUCUGGACCAGCAGGACGUGAAGCCCGGGCGUGAAGACCUACAGCUGGGAGCGAUCAUCCAUCACCGCUCGCCUCACGUCGCCCACCACUCUCCGCACACUAACCACCCCAAUGCCUGGGGGUCGACCCCGGCUUCAAACCCGUCCAUCACGUCCAGCAGCCAACCCCUUAACGUGUACUCGCAGCCGGGCUUCACCGUGAGCGGCAUGCUGGAGCACGGGGGGCUCACCCCACCGCCGGCUUCUGCCACCGCACAGAGCCUACACCCAGUGCUCCGGGAGCCCCCAGACCAUAGCGAUCUAGGCUCUCACCACUGCCAGGACCACUCGGAUGAGGAGACACCAACCUCGGAUGAGUUGGAACAGUUCGCCAAACAGUUCAAACAAAGAAGAAUCAAGUUGGGUUUCACGCAGGCCGACGUGGGGCUGGCACUGGGCACACUGUAUGGCAACGUGUUCUCACAAACCACCAUCUGCAGGUUUGAGGCCUUGCAACUGAGCUUCAAGAACAUGUGCAAGCUGAAGCCACUGCUGAACAAGUGGCUGGAGGAGGCUGAUUCGUCCACUGGGAGCCCGACCAGCAUUGACAAGAUCGCAGCGCAGGGCCGCAAGCGCAAGAAGCGAACCUCCAUUGAGGUGAGUGUCAAAGGUGUACUGGAGACGCAUUUCCUCAAGUGUCCCAAGCCUGCCGCACAGGAGAUUUCCUCGCUGGCAGACAGCCUUCAGUUGGAGAAAGAAGUGGUGCGUGUCUGGUUCUGUAACAGAAGACAGAAAGAGAAAAGAAUGACUCCACCAGGGGAUCAGCAGCCACAUGAGGUUUAUUCGCAUACGGUGAAAACAGACACGUCCUGCCAUGAUCUCUGACUGCAGGAAGCCGGCAACCGAUCAGCCGCAAGAACUGGGGCAGCGCGGAUUUCUCUUUUUCUCCCACUCCCUCCUUUCACUCCAGCUUCAUAAUUGCUAUCUUUGUAGCUCUCUCUCUCUCUCUCUCUCUCUCUCUCUCUCUCUCUCUCUCUCUCUCAUUUUUAUAUUUUAUUUCUUUACCCCUCACCCUUUCAACCGGGGAUUCUAACUUAUAUUAAGGAAGGAAACACACUCACGCAUUUCAGGCUUCUUAACGCUGGUACACAGUUUCAUUAAGCACUCCAGGCGGGGUCCUCAUAUCCCCUGCGGUCCGGCAACAGCUUUCUCUACAACCUUUUCUGCAGAUCAAUAUAUAUUAUUUACUUUGAGUAAGGUUUGUUUGG
Molecule: messenger RNA, 1479 nt
Organism: Myotis myotis
Lineage: Eukaryota; Metazoa; Chordata; Mammalia; Chiroptera; Vespertilionidae
Gene: POU3F4
Product: POU class 3 homeobox 4
Exons: 1
Coding region: 11-1096 (361 amino acids)
Biological process (GO): regulation of transcription by RNA polymerase II; brain development
Cellular component (GO): nucleus
Molecular function (GO): RNA polymerase II cis-regulatory region sequence-specific DNA binding; DNA-binding transcription factor activity, RNA polymerase II-specific
Source: RefSeq, a predicted model, not a curated record